CGAAAUUUAAUCCAUCAUGAUAAAGGUAACUAGAAUCAAUUUUAGUUGGAGUUUUUCUUGAUGACGUUAUCAACAAAUCUAGAAGAUAAUAUAGUUGAGGUCGAAAUACACGUUUAUAUUGUUCUCACGCUAUUAUGCCUAAUUGUGAUAGUUUCCGCCAACAAACAAUAUCAUCAAGGUGGUCACCCAAGAUACCGAUUCAACUAUAGAGUGGUAAGUGGCAAAACUGGUGACAACAAAGGACAUUGGGAACACCGGAAUGGCGAUCUGGUUGUCGGAGCGUACAUGCUGCGAGAGCCGGACGGCACCCAUCGGGAGGUGAAAUACCGAUCAAGCAGGGGUAUAGGAUUCCAAGCCCAGGUCAACCGCAAAGGCAUUGCCAAACAUCCUGCUCAUGGAAAAAGUUAUGCGAACAUUCGACAAAAGUACUGAUUGAAUAAAUAGAGAUUGAUAUAACCGGUA
Armigeres subalbatus is the source of this 462-nucleotide messenger RNA. RefSeq names its product cuticle protein 19-like. Gene Ontology annotation, cellular component: extracellular matrix. The record is from RefSeq and is a predicted model, not a curated record. The transcript is spliced from 2 exons. Lineage: Eukaryota; Metazoa; Arthropoda; Insecta; Diptera; Culicidae. The coding region runs from base 61 to 432 and encodes 123 amino acids.